Messenger RNA from Mus musculus (house mouse), 3494 nucleotides. RefSeq names its product biogenesis of lysosomal organelles complex-1, subunit 6, pallidin (gene Bloc1s6). Gene Ontology annotation, biological process: positive regulation of pigment cell differentiation; endosome to melanosome transport; melanosome transport. Lineage: Eukaryota; Metazoa; Chordata; Mammalia; Rodentia; Muridae. The transcript has 5 exons. Gene Ontology annotation, molecular function: protein homodimerization activity; identical protein binding; actin filament binding. Bases 119 to 637 code for a protein of 172 amino acids. The record is from RefSeq and is marked validated. Gene Ontology annotation, cellular component: BLOC-1 complex; transport vesicle; membrane.
UUUCGUCACUUCCGUGUGCCUCGGCGGCUUUCGUCCGGAUGGACUCUGGAACGCGUUAGGUUUCUUUGCCUGUGACUUCUCCACAGCACUCGCCUCACGCAGCGCCCAGUGCGGGGAUAUGAGUGUUCCUGAGCCACCGCCUCCAGACGGGGUCCUUACGGGGCCUUCCGACAGCCUGGAGGCCGGCGAGCCCACGCCGGGCUUAAGCGACACGUCUCCAGAUGAAGGACUGAUAGAGGACUUCCCUGUGGACGAUAGAGCUGUAGAGCACUUGGUGGGAGGCCUGCUGUCCCACUACUUACCAGAUCUGCAGAGGUCCAAGCGAGCACUCCAGGAACUCACACAGAACCAAGUUGUGUUACUAGAUACACUGGAACAAGAGAUUUCAAAAUUUAAAGAAUGCCACUCCAUGUUGGACAUCAAUGCUUUGUUCACAGAGGCGAAGCACUAUCACGCCAAGCUGGUGACUAUAAGGAAGGAGAUGCUGCUGCUCCAUGAGAAAACGUCCAAGUUGAAAAAAAGAGCACUGAAGCUGCAGCAGAAGCGGCAGAGAGAAGAGCUGGAGAGGGAGCAGCAACGCGAAAAGGAAUUUGAAAGAGAAAAGCAGCUGACAGCCAAGCCAGCCAAGAGGACAUGAGGAGCCUGCCUUCGGGUUCCUGGCCCAUCCUGCUUCCUGGAUCCCCAUUGCUGUACACAGAGAGCGAGGCGUGGCCGGUGCCUUAUGCCGUGGCAUGUCCUGAAAUGUUUCCAGGGUUGCUGUGUCUUUCAACUCUUGCUUAACUUUACAAUUAUUAUUUGAUCUUAAAUCAUUUGGAAAAUGAAAAACACUUUGGCUGUUCCAGAGUCUGGGUUCAAAAUGAGCAGAAGGUCUGAGCUCCUUGAGAAUUGAUUUUAGUUUCAGUUUCUCCUUUCCUGAAGGCAGGCCUUUCCUGUAUGGCCACACUGAUUUUUGGCAAUUGCUUUUUAUUGUUUAAAGAGAAAUACCAAUUGUCUGAUCACGAAUCUCCCAGCAAGAGAGCUGCUGAGCUUUUAUGAAGACCAUAGGCAGUGUGUGCACACUGGAAACACCAGGACCUUAGAUGCAGGCUGGGAGUUGAUGGCAGACAGAUUUUUCCAGCCCUUCUCCUCAGUUUUCCCCUGUUGCUGCUGCUGUAGAUUUUGGGUUCAGGGCAGGAUUCUAUCCAUUCCUAAUGCUGUGCAACAAUGGUGGACCUGCCAGAUCCUCAAAGGCAUCUCUCUCUCUCUCUCUCUUUCUCUUUCUCUCUCUCUCUCUCUGUGUGUGUGUGUGUGUGUGUGUGUGUGCAUGCUACAAUGUAACAAUGUUUCUGUACUUCCUCCCUCCCUCCCCACUCCCCCUUUCUUUCUAGAGACAGCAGGCUCUCUAUAAAGCCCUGGCUGUCCUCAAGAACCUGUGGGGACCAGGUUGGCCUCAAACUUAACAAUCCACCUGCCUCUUAUUCCCAAGUGCUGGGAUUAAAGGUGUGCACCGCCAUGCCUUGUUCUGGUUUUUAAGUAGAACAAAAUCUGCUGCUGCUCACAUCAUAUGUAAAUAGUGUACAGAAGAGAGGGCAUGAUGCCUUUACUGUUUUCUAGAACUUUUUUCCCUGUUGUUGUAUGUAGGAGUUUACUCUGUAAGGCAAGAUGAAGUAUCAUUGUUGGAAAUCAAAAGUGCAGUAGUAUACUUUCUCGUCUUAGUGUUUAAUAGGAAGCUUGUUUCUAGACCCUAUUGUGUGUGAGCAGCACAAGCUACAAAGGUGUCUGAUUAGAAUGCGCAUCUUUUAUAGCCCACAUUACCCUUUUAGUAAGCUGGGAUUACUACCUCUGAUCACAUACGGGGCGAUAGAGAGAUCGAUAAAGAGGACCAGUGCUCAGAACCUGUAGCUUAAAGAAAGGCAUAACUUUCUUUGAAGGAGCCCGCUCCUUCCUAAUGAAUGAAUUGUGAUCCCACAGAUAUUGAUCUUGACUUCUGUUCAAGAAUAUAAUGAGUCUAUUUGAAAGGCUGUAACCCUUAGUCACUUGUUGUCACUCCUAGAGCACAAGUCAAUAGGACCUGCAGGACAAUGUCAUUACCUUGCAAAAUGUUACAAUAAAAUGCCUGAUAGCUGACGAAGGCUGGCGAUUCUUUUCAUGCUGACUUUAGACCAGUGGUGGUGAUUGUUUCAAGUGCUGUUCCUGGACACUUCUGGAAAACUUCCUCAGUCUUAAAGUGAAUCUAUUCUUUGUUUUGCUUAAAGUUUCUGCCAGCGAUUCUGGUAUACCUUAAAGGAUGAGGCACUUCUGGGUCUGGCUGCCACUGGCAGGGUUUCCCACACUAAACUGCAUGUCCUUUUCACCUGGGAACUUAAGAAAGUGCAGACAUUACCAGUUCUGUUGUGGGGCCAUAGAAGAGUUGGAGUGCUCCAGAUUCUGAUGCAAGGAACUGGUGGGAUAGACCGUCCAGUGGCUUACACUCAUAAGCAAUGCAAUCGUUUCAAAGCUACCCAGUAAUUUGUGGAAUUAAUCUUAAGAAAGAAAUUAUUCACUACUGCUUUUGAUAGAAUCAGAUUUAAAACUGAACCUUAGCUAGCAGGAAAUUAAGAGUCCUAGUUAAUGAAUUGGAUUUUUUUUUCCCGAGACAGGGUUUCUCUGUAUAGCCCUGGCUGUCCUGGAACUCACUCUGUAGACCAGGCUGGCCUCAAACUCAAAUCCACCUGCCUCUGCCUCCCGAGUGCUGGGAUCAAAGGCAUGCGCCACCACGCCCCGCUAAUUGGACUUUUUGACCUGUAUUAAAAUAAUCAUGUUUAAUGAAUGGAUGGCAAUGUGGCAAUAUGUUUUGAGAAUUAUAUUAAGUUUUUAAGACUUUUUAACAUAUCAGAAAGAUGGGCUGGAGAGCUUGUUCAGCAGUUAAGAGCACUUAAUGCCUUUGCAGAGGACCAGGAUUCUAUUCCUACCUCCCACUUGGCAGCUCACAGCCAUCUGUACCUCCAGUUCCAGGGGAUCCAGUCCCCUCAUCUGGCUUCUGUAGCAUCAGGCCACAUAGAUGGUGCACCUACUCACACGUAGAUGAGACACUCACCCACAUAAUAGAGAAAUAAAUCUACAAAAAGAAGUAUACAUCAUUACCCACCACUUUAAGGUCAGAGGUUAAUCAGAAACACCAUAGGUGAUGAAGCCCUAAAGUUUUAUCUGUAUUUCAGUAACGUGGAAACACAAUAACCAAACACUUGCUGUAUUUUUCAACAAAUAGAAAUUGGCCAAAAGAAAAUUGUUUUUGAAAUAAUAUCAGAUAUGUAUGGUGCUGACAUGCGGGGUGCUCAUUUUCAGCUGAUUUGUCAUGAGUGUCAGGCAAAUGUGCAGACAUUGAAUGGAGAUGUGUCCACAGUGAAUUGUGGUGUGGAUUCAGUUCACCAGUACCAAUUAUAUGCUGAAACACCUUUGUUUGAUUUUGAUCCUAUAAAUGAAAACUACUUUUAUGAACUUAAUAAAAACGUCAGAAUCACCCAGCAUUGUUUAUC